Contarinia nasturtii (swede midge) is the source of this 4920-nucleotide messenger RNA. RefSeq lists its product as uncharacterized. Gene Ontology annotation, biological process: organelle organization. The transcript is spliced from 12 exons. Gene Ontology annotation, cellular component: cytoplasm. Bases 149 to 4198 code for a protein of 1349 amino acids. NCBI's taxonomy places the organism in Eukaryota, Metazoa, Arthropoda, Insecta, Diptera, Cecidomyiidae. The record is from RefSeq and is a predicted model, not a curated record.
CCUUGCGUAUAGGCAUAAAAAAAUACGUGAAAGUAAUAAAUGGAGUGUAACUACCACGGAUUACCAUAAAUAAUAAGUAGUUUUGAGGACAACAAGAAAAAUUUUUCAUACACCGUUUCGAUGAGUGUGGCGAUAUUUUAAUGUCGAAAUGGUGCGAGUGUUUUCAAUUUAUCAGUUCGAUGGUCAAAGCAUACAUCGAAUUCCGGAUGAUAUUCUGUCGGCCAGUUUAAUUGAUGCAAAUCAUUUGGCUCUGGCCAAAUCGGAUCAUGUUAUUGAAAUUGUCUCGUUGCAAAGAUCGGAUGAACUGAAUUCGAGACGUUUCACCAGCAUUGAUUCGACCGAUGAAAAUAAUAUUCAUACAAAGUAUGCAUUUCCAACGGUUGAUGAAGUGGCCAAAAUGGUCUACUGUAAAUUUGGUAAUUUCAUCGCAACAGUCGAAUGUAAAACAUCAAAUUCCGGUGUGGAACAUUCCUUUUUACGCGUUUACACAAAUUGGACGAACUGUAAGACUGCAUCGAAUGACAAUAUUACAGAUAGCAUGAAUUUUAUGACAUGCAACGUAACGAUUCGUGCACGAAUUGCUGGUCGCGUUACACCAUCCACUAACAAUAUGAACUGUCUCGAAGUGAUUGAAAUACCAACAAUCGUUCAUAGUUGCAGUCAAAGUCAGAGCAGUCACCCUUACGAAUUGGCUGUAUGCCAACGCACCGGCACUAUUGUCUGUGCAAAUGAUCGAUUUUUAAAAAUCUACAAAUUUGACGAGUGUGUGAAUGAAAAUACGCAUUUCAAGUACAUUGACUUUCUCGAGGUACCGUUUGAGGUCGAAUUGGACUUUAUUCCAACGCAAUUGAGCAUCGAUGAGCACAUUGUUGGCACUGCCAAUUCAGAGUAUAUGUGUGUGUUUAAGAUUUCCGAGCACAGUUAUUUUAAUACGGCAAAUAGUUUGACCACAUCGUCAAGCUUAAGUGUUAUGGCACCGAUGCCAGUCUGUCCAUAUGUGGACACAUCCACAGACUCUGUAUUUGAUUAUCAAAAUGCGUCGAAGAAAUUUUUAACAUCGAUCACAUCGAAUAUUUCAUCGACAUUCGACCACCAAUCGAUGGAAAUGAAUGGAAAAAUGUGCAGAGAUCGGAGCAUUGAAUUGAAACCAAAUAAUAUUGAUAGUGCAAUUCCUUUGUGCACUCUGAGACAUUUUUCGGCGACAAAUGAUGAUGCAUACAAAGACUAUAUGCUCCGAAUUCUGGUACAAGUAAAACAGCACGAUGCAAACGAUCCAUUCCAGUGUUUGGUCUUAUCGCCAAUUUAUAGUCGAAAACAAAAGGAAUCGGAAACGUCAAACUUGUUUCGAACUCAUAAUGGCAGUGCUUUUAUUGGAAUUUCUGUGCUGCUUGCAACUGUGAAUGAAGGCUAUUUAUAUCAGUUCAGUAACAAUGAAAAAUGGACGAUAAAUGAAAAUGAUGCGCAAACAAAUGGUUUGAUAGCAACAUACUCCUUCACUUCGCCCAUAAUCAACGUUUGUGUUACGGAUUAUGUCAUACACGCAUUGACCGACCAUGGCAUCGAAACCUAUACUCAUAGCAUUGGACAUAAACUCUUCAACAAUAUUUACGAAUAUAGUGUGAAUGACGAACAGUAUAAUUCCGACGCUGCACCACGUUUGGAGGAGCAAAUUUGUUUGAUUGGCCUUCGGCCAUUUUUGGGUGUUCAACGAAUGUUUCACACGCCCGAAAAUCUCAUUUUAUUGGCACGAAGUCUUAAUUCACCGUUGAAUGCUGACAAAUCAAAGUUAAAAACAAAAACUGACUCGAUGUCCAGUUGGACUUUGUACAGUUUGAAAAUGUCACCACCGGAUGUGCUUUAUAAGGAUUUCAUUGAAUUGGCAGCCAAUCACAAGACUGGCUUAACCGAGUUGAUAACCAGUCAAAAUUCGGAUAAAGUUCGAAUCUAUUCACUGUUACUAAGCGAAGGGCACGUAAUUUUACGUAUUGCAAAAGAUAUUUAUACCAGUGAAUUGAACAAAUUCACGCCAAGUUAUUCAAAAGCGAUUGAUCUUUUAUUUCUUGAAUCAUGCCAUCAGUUGGCCGAUUUUUAUGUGAUGUCACAAAAUCGAGAUCAGUAUUGUUUAGCAUAUCCAUACUAUGUAAUGGGCGAUUUGAAAUUGAAUCAAGUAUAUAAUCGUAUUAUGACGAUCAUCGGUGACAUUCCACAGGAUUCAAAGUCGAUGGUUGGUGCUGUGCACACCCUGAAGACAUUGAUUCUAAAAUCAACCGAUGAACAUGAAGAACUGGCACGACGUUUGACGUCGACUGUUGAAACGAGCACAAAUCGAAAUUUUGGCGAGAAACUCAUGGAAUUUUUCGCAAAAUACGCACCAAACGAGUUGGCCGCAAUUGGACUGAAUUCCAUUAUAUUCCGCGACACCAUGGGUGGCAAAAUGUGUGAAAUCAUUUUACAAACAAACACCAGUGACCAAUUGACCAAAGAGGAUAAAUUGAUUUUAAUUCUGGAUGCGAUUCGUUGUGAUAGAAAAGAUCGUGCACUGGAUCUUCUGGAUAGUUUCAAUGCCGUUGAUUUGCAUCAUUUGCUCAUGUCAAAUUGGUCGCUUUUAUUCGAAACUACAACGGUUAAGAAAACCGGAAAAUCGAUAACAACAUUUUCCGAAGUAACGGAAUCAUAUCUGUUACCAGCGAGCAUUAAAAAUCAUGCGAUUCGAAGUGCACUAUUGGCAACAUUUCGAAAUUUAUUGAUCGAUUCGAAUGUCUUGAAUAUUGAAUUGAUUUUAAAAUUGUUCAUGGAUUUUCUUGCCACGAAUUUCGGUCAAAUUAAUUUGUACAUGAGUGUACAAUCGAUUCUGGAGCAUUUGCUUGAGGCAUACUUUCAUCGUUUAUACGUAGUUAGACGAUACAGUGAUACAUUGAGCAGUGCCAGUCAGGAUAUGCUCACAACAAAAAAUAUGCCGGAAUUUCAAUCAAGGUCGGGCAACAAUAAUGACAGUCUUGGUAGUACAUCGAGUGACAAUGCAACCACUUCAAUUGGAUUGAAUAGCAUCAAUAGUGGCCACAAAAUGAACGAUUCAACGCAAUCGGAAAUGAGGGGCUCAUCAACGAAUGGGGCUAAUGAUUUUACAUCCGGACGAAAACAUCCACAAAAUCUAUUCAGUUCAUCGUUUAAUGCUGAAGCGCUGAAAAUUUUGACGCGCAUUUAUUUGAGCUCAUUAAAAUCACAUACGAAUGAUUUGGAAAUGAAUACCGAUGAAAAAUCCAUUUAUAUUAAGUAUGUGAAAUUUUUGCGAGAAAAUUUUAAUCGUGUAUAUUCACAUCACAUAUCACAAAAUACAAACUGUGAUGGCCGAAGUUUAACCAUUGAUGAGACCAGAUUUUGCACGGAUUUCACUAAUAACGAUGCGAAAAAUGACAUUAAAUUAACUAAAAUUCCGAUCUUGUUCUUGUUGCAACGACCGUCGUAUUUGAAUGCAAUGCCACCUAUUGGACAGCUGGAAGCAACGGCUAGUAGUUUGAACGGGAAAGAAGAUGGUUUUGAAAAAACCGAAAAAGGAUCGAAAGCAAUUGGUGUUGUUUUGAAAUUGCAGUCCUUGCUCUCAAGCGGAAUUUUAACGCGUGAUAUUCUAAAGGAAGUUCUUCACUUCAUUGAGUCAAACAUUCCAUUUUUCGGUGUUGAUAGUUUUCUCGCACUUUUGAUGCCAUUUGAAAUGUGUAUCGAUUAUCUCAUCGAGAUGCGACCCGAAUAUUUGCUAGAUUACGCCAAGUGUGCUAGCACCGACGAACAAAAAUGGCAAUACGUUCUUACACAUAUUACGAUGCAAUUUGAUCGCAUUUCACAAAAUCGAUCACAAACAUUUUAUGAAACACUAUUGAAAGAUCAUCUGGACUAUUUGGUGCACACGAAACGUUUGCCCGAAGUUCUCAACAUCGUUCCGAUGAAAUACUUUGAUGAUGGCAUUGCACAAAUGAUAUCCAGAGCACAAGAGAAAAUUGAUAACGGUGAAAAUGUCGAAAAUGCUGAAAUAUUUCCGGAAAACAAUAACAAUGCGCUGAUUACAAAUUUCUUGAAAUCGGCCAUUGAUACCGAUCGUUCCGAGCGACUCAACGAAAUGAUUAAAACGACGGGAUUUCAACUGUACAAUACUUUCAUCGGUGGAAAUCAUCCGGACACCACCAGAUCGGCCGCUGACAAUUAACUGCUGUCAAUCAAUUAUGUGCUUCGCAUAUUUUAUAUAUACCCAUUCCAUAUUAGCGAAAUUUAUUUGUUUUGGCUUCUGUCUGUAGCCGACGAUCCUUUGAAAGUAUUUAAUGAUAAAUAUAUAGGCGAAUAUGUUGUUAGAAUGUCUAGUCAAUUUUACGGAGAGCUUUCGGCCCUUCUCAACUAUAUACAUACAAAAAUUAAUUCAUAUUAUACAAUUCAAUAGUUUCACUCAAUAUUUUACAUUUCCACACGCACCUAGUGUGUAGGCAAGGUAUAAUUCAGUAAUAAAGCUAGACUCUAUAUAUCGAGUAUUUUAGUUUUUAAAAAAAUGAUUCAUUGUUUUUCUAGACGAAAAAAAUCAUUGAACAUCGAAGAAGGGAUACUUGAAUUUGUUGAAUUUGACAGAGAUGCUGAGAAAUGCAUACUCACUGAGCGUGACUUAAUUUCAUCCCAGAACCUGUUUUGAGAUUGAAUUGCACAUACUUUCCGAAAUUAAAACGAACUCUGAAUUGUGACGUACAUCAACGACGCCAUUUAGAUUUAUGCAAAUUCAUAAUGACGACGCAAUUAAAUAUAAUUCGGUCAUUUACAAUAGUUUCGUUCAUUUUGUGAUAUUCUCAAUUUUGUUUUUUCAAUUCCAUUGAUUGAAUAUUUUCAUUAAACACAGUCCUGAUGACACAAGAAUCUUAAAAAGAAUUUCAAAUUCAUGUCAAACCA